Gastrolobium bilobum is the source of this 3627-nucleotide messenger RNA. RefSeq names its product SAC3 family protein A. Bases 293 to 3313 code for a protein of 1006 amino acids. The transcript has 14 exons. The record is from RefSeq and is a predicted model, not a curated record. Gene Ontology annotation, cellular component: nucleus. NCBI's taxonomy places the organism in Eukaryota, Viridiplantae, Streptophyta, Magnoliopsida, Fabales, Fabaceae.
UUUCCCAAUCUCGUGUGUUGUAUUCCGGCGUUUUCGUCAAUAACCCUUUUAACUUUUUAUUGCAAAGUCGUCGCCUUUCUCACUUCUUCAAUUUGUAUUUUUACUCCCUCUUCCCCUGUUAAUAAUUCAUAAAUAUCUUGCUAUUUGGUGUUUUUUUUUUUUUUUCUCUUUGUUUUCCUAGAUUUUUCUUCUUCUUCUUCUUCUUCCAAAUUUGGUUUUUCUGGCUCCGAUUCGUUUCUGAUCCCCUGAUUUCUCCAUUCCUUGUCUGAGCUUUUCGAAGGGUGUUUGAGAGAUGGCGAACGAAGGAAGUAACACUGAGACCUUAGCUCACGCGGAGUCCCAUAUAUUCGAGAAUCGGCAUGUUGAUGCUAGCCAAUACCAGCCAUCUGCAUAUGCUCCCACUACAACUGGAUCUGAAGCUGUAUCAUGGACUGUUCAUAGCUCCGCAGGGAAUGGAAUUUAUUCUAAUCCAUCCUACCAGUAUGAUCAGCAUUCACAACCACCUGGGCGAAGUAUUCAAGAUGGUCAAAAUGUAUCAUCAGUUGCUGGUAAUUCAUCAAAUUUGGGAACAGCUAAUGUACCGCAAGAUUACAAUGCAUACACAUCAUACCCAAGUUCUUCUAAUCCAUAUGGUUAUGGCAGCAUGGGAUACUCUGGCUACUAUAACAGCUAUCAGCAACCUAAUCAUACCUAUUCACAGCCUGUAGGAGCAUAUCAAAACACAGGUGCUCCUUAUCAGCCUAUUUCCUCCAUUCAGAAUACUGGGUCUUAUGCUGGAUCUGCAAGUUAUUCAAGCACUUAUUACAAUCCUGCUGAUUAUCAGACAACUGGAGGUUACCAAAACAGCAGCGGGUACGGCAAUCAAGCGACGAUGUGGAACAGUGGAAGUUAUCCAAGUUAUACUUCUCAUCCAUAUACAAACUACACCCCUGAUUCCAGUAGUUCUUAUAGUUCUGGUGCUGCAGCUACUUCAGUGCAGUAUCAGCAACAAUACAAGCAGUGGGCGGACUAUUACAACCAAACAGAAGUCAGCUGCGCUCCAGGGACAGAGAACAUAUCUGUCACAAAUUCAUCUACUUUGAGUUGUCCUAUUCCUAUAGCUACUAGCGGUUAUGCAACUCCAAAUAACCAGCCUCCACAAUCAUAUCCACCAGUUUGGAGGCAAGAGUCCAGCUCUUCUGCAAUGCCUUCUUUUCAGCCUCCACCAGUAAAUAGUGGUGAUCAUGAUGGUUACUGGAAACAUGGGGCUCAAAGUUCUCAAAUUCCCCAAAGUAAUCCUAUUCAACCAAACUAUCAAAGUCCUUUGGAUUUAAAAUGUUCUUAUGAUAAAUUUCAGGAUCAACAGAAGACUGCAUCUUCUCAAGGAACCAAUUUGUACCUUCCUCCUCCUCCUCCUCCCCCUCCCCCUCAACAGGUGAACCUGGCACCCAUACAUAGUGCUCCAUCUUUGGAUACAAAACGGGUAAGCAAACUUCAGAUUCCAACAAAUCCUCGAAUUGCUUCAAAUUUGACAUUUGGACAGCCCAAAACCGAAAAAGAUAGCUCUACAACCAGUACAGCACCAAAGCCUGCUUAUAUUGCUGUUUCACUACCAAAGCCAAUCGAGAAAGUAUCAUCUAAUGAUGCUGCUAAUUCUAUACUUAAGCCUGGUAUGUUUCCCAAGUCUUUGCGUGGCUAUGUUGAAAGGGCUUUGGCUCGCUGUAAAGAUGAUAAGCAAAUGGCAGCAUGUCAGGCUGUCAUGAAGGAGAUGAUCACUAAGGCAACAGCUGAUGGUACCCUCUGCACACGAAAUUGGGAUAUAGAACCACUUUUCUCAAUGCCAGAUGCAGAUAUGGUGGAUAAACAUAGUUCACUGUCUUCAAUCCAUGAUUCUUUAUUGCCAAAGUAUAAAAGAAGUCCUAGGCGAUCUAAAAGUAGGUGGGAACCAUUACCAGAGGAGAAGCCAGUUGAUAAUCCAGUGUUGAUCAGUAACGAUACUGUUAAAUACAGUGGUUGGACAUCUAAUGAAAAGGAUAGAAAGGUGGAAUUGGAGAACAAGCAGAGCAAGGAGGAUGGUUUGAGGAAUACUAAAUUUUCUCCAUUCCUGCAGAGAACAUCUAGUAAGGCUUCCCAAAGGCCAUUUAAGAAGCAGCGUACUGCUGAUGCUUCUGUUGGUUCUGAAAAUGGUGAUGCAUCUAGUGAUAGUGAUAAGGAACAAAGUUUGACAGCAUAUUAUUCUGCUGCAAUGACUUUUAGUGAUUCUCCAGAGGAAAGGAAGAGACGGGAAAAUCGUUCUAAGCGUUUUGAUUUAGGACAAGGGCAUCGGACGGAAAAUAAUCACUUCAGAAAGAAAAAUGCUGGAGCUGGAAACUUGUACAACAGAAGGGCUAGUGCCUUGGUGCUGAGCAAAAGCUUUGAAGACGGUGUCAGCAAAGCUGUUGAGGACAUUGACUGGGAUGCUCUUACUGUAAAGGGUACUUGCCAGGAAAUUGAAAAGCGUUACCUGCGCCUAACUUCUGCACCUGAUCCUGCCACUGUAAGACCUGAAGAGGUUCUUGAAAAAGCACUGUUGAUGGUUCAAAAUUCCCAAAAGAAUUACCUUUAUAAAUGUGACCAGUUAAAGUCUAUUCGCCAGGACCUUACUGUGCAACGAAUACGCAAUCAAUUAACAGUCAAGGUGUAUGAAACGCAUGCCCGAUUUGCACUGGAAGUUGGGGACCUGCCUGAGUAUAAUCAGUGCCAAUCUCAGUUGAAAACUCUUUAUGCUGAAGGGAUUGAGGGGUCUUAUAUGGAAUUUGCUGCUUACAACUUGCUUUGUGUCAUAAUGCAUUCAAAUAAUAACAGAGAUCUCCUAUCUUCAAUGGCAAGGUUAUCUGACGAAGCAAAGAAGGAUGAAGCUGUAAAACAUGCCCUCGCAGUUCGUGCAGCUGUAACUUCAGGAAACUAUGUUGCAUUCUUUAGACUAUACACAGCAGCUCCUAACUUAAACACCUGCCUUAUGGAUCUUUAUGUUGAAAGGAUGCGUUAUAAAGCUGUGAGCUGCAUGUGCCGGUCAUAUCGCCCAACUGUACCUGUUUCAUACGUUUCUCAGAUUCUUGGAUUCUCAACUGUUGUGGCCACAAAUGGAGAUGAUAAAGACACGGAUGCAUUGGAAGAGUGUUUAGAAUGGUUAAAAGCACACGGUGCCAGCAUAAUUACUGAUGACAACAGCGACGUGCUGCUUGACACAAAAGUUUCAUCAUCUAGUCUGUUUGUGCCAGAGCCAGAGGAUGCUGUGGCCCACGGAGAUGCCAAACUUGCUGUUAAUGAUUUUUUAGCAAGGGCACCUUUAUAACCAUGUAGAUUCUUUUCAAUUACAUUAGUGAGAGAUCAUUCAGUGGAAAAUGUUGCAGCCCUCUCUGUGUACUUCUUGUACCGGAAAAUAUAUUUAUAGGAGGAGGAGGAGGGUAGCUAAAAAGGCUGUUAGAUCGUGUCCUGUAACAUCAGUCUUCAAUCUCGGAUUACAAAAGUGGAUUAUAGUCAUUAUACAAUAUGGAAAAAUAUUUCCAGCCCUCUAACGUUCUAAUCAAAAUGGCCUUAUAAACAUUGUUUUGUUUGGAUUCUUUCCUGGUAUAGGACAGGACUGUGUAGAUGUCAUGUAAUUUUGUU